This is a messenger RNA of Dalotia coriaria, 1491 nucleotides long. RefSeq names its product DCN1-like protein SCCRO4 (gene SCCRO4). The record is from RefSeq and is a predicted model, not a curated record. Gene Ontology annotation, molecular function: ubiquitin conjugating enzyme binding; ubiquitin-like protein binding; cullin family protein binding. Lineage: Eukaryota; Metazoa; Arthropoda; Insecta; Coleoptera; Staphylinidae. The transcript has 5 exons. Bases 300 to 1001 code for a protein of 233 amino acids. Gene Ontology annotation, cellular component: ubiquitin ligase complex. Gene Ontology annotation, biological process: protein neddylation.
GGUUGUAUUGUUCAAGGUUAAAACAUGCUCCCAGCUGAUGGGCUGAUGCUUCGAGCCCUUCGAACGCUUCGAACAAACAUUACGUACGCGAGUUUUCCGCCGAUUUCUGCCCCGAUCACGCGCCUCUGAAUUUCCCAUACCUCUCACACCACCGCGAUCCCAAUCGCGGUACGAUUCGCACAAUUUCCUUCCGGCGCUCGGCUCUAAAUUGCUCUAUCUGAUGUUGGGAGGGGUGAGAAUCGCAUUAUCCAUCGCGGGGUAAAUUAGUCAGAGUGUGCAUAGUUUUGGCUUAAAGUGAAAUGCCUCGCAGUAAACGCCGGGCUGCAACAGAAAUGAAUUCGUCCGAAGAAGACAGAUACUCCUCCAAGAGAAUACGUAAUUUCAACUGCUCGCGACAGUUCAGCCGCAAGCUGUGCCUGAUAUGGUUCCGUGAGUACACCACCCCCGAUGACCCCGAGACCCUCGGCCCUGAGGGCAUGGAGAAGUUCUGCGAGGAUAUCGGCGUGGAGCCGGAGAACGUCGUGAUGCUCGUGCUCGCCUAUCGUAUGCAGGCGCGGCAGAUGGGCUUCUUCACGCAGGAGGAGUGGGUGCGCGGCCUCACCGAGCUCCAGUGCGACUCGAUCGCCAAGGUGCAGGCCCGUCUCGACCACCUUAAACUCCUACUCAAUGAUCCUACACAUUUUAAGCAUAUUUAUCGAUAUGCCUAUGAUUUUGCUCGAGAUAAAGAUCAACGCAGCAUGGACAUGGAAACAGCGAAAGCAAUGCUCGGCUUGCUAUUGGGCAAACAUUGGCCGUUAUAUUCGCACUUUAGCCACUUUCUAGAUCAGUCGAAAUACAAGGUGAUCAAUAAGGAUCAGUGGUGUAAUAUAUUAGAAUUUUCUAGAACUAUUAACAUGGAUUUAUCAAAUUAUGACGUCGAUGGGGCAUGGCCAGUAAUGCUCGAUGAAUUCGUCGAGUGGCUGAAGCAAACCAGAGCAAAGCAGAGUGAGGACAUCAGUUGAGUGUCGAGUGCGUGCGACCGAAUCAUACUAAGUGCGGACUGAUAACAAACAAAACAAAUGAAACAAAAAAAAAACAGCAAAUAUGUAAAAAACGAAAAACUAGAAAAACCUCUUUUUAAAAAAAUCAUUUCUCAACGGCUGUUGGAGUUUAUACAUAGCGCAACAGGCGGCAGGAAUAUUUCCUGCCUGUAGGCUUCAGCGAGGACGCUUCAGUACCUCGCUACAAACUUGUCUCCCCUCUCACAACAACAACAACACCAAUACAUUUUUUUUCGCGAGCAGAAAUUGAUCUGCGCAAAAUUGAUGAAUAAUGUUAAUUACCAUUUACUUAUAUCAUACAAACCAACCAACAACCAUUCUUGCUGUAAUAUUAACUGAAUUUAAUGAAUUACGAUUACUUUAGUCUUUAAUUCGUACGACAAAUACAAAAUAAUGAUGUAAAAAAUUAAAUUAAAAUUAAACUUGGCCUCAGCCAGGUUUACUUGCAAUA